Penaeus monodon (black tiger shrimp) is the source of this 2998-nucleotide messenger RNA. RefSeq lists its product as uncharacterized. The record is from RefSeq and is a predicted model, not a curated record. Bases 1 to 795 code for a protein of 264 amino acids. The transcript is spliced from 5 exons. Lineage: Eukaryota; Metazoa; Arthropoda; Malacostraca; Decapoda; Penaeidae.
AUGGAAGCAUUUCAUAACGGGGCCACACAUGCACAGGUGCGUGUUCAGACGUCUGCCUCCGGAGUGCGUCUGGCAGCUGCGCACUCCUACCCGCCAGGCCACAGGUUGCUGCUGCUGCCAAACCCACCCCUCAGACUCACCCCUAAACGCACCUCAUUUAGUUGUAGUCGUACCUCUGUAGUGGGCGGUGCUGUGCCUGGGGAUUUCGUGGUGGUAGCGAGUGGUCCCUCUGUGCCCUGGUUGAGCGAGUUUUCGGGUCGUUUGCGUGGCGAGUUUAAGGCUGCCGAGAUGGUGCUGCUGAGGAAAUGCUGUUGCUGUUGCCUCGGUCUGCGAGCUGGGUCUCUGGCCAUCGGGAUCAUUUCUCUGCUGGCCGUCGGCGUCGUGGAGUUCGUGGUGGCCAUCUACUGCCUCUUGAACAUAGCGGAGACGAAGAAAAGAAUUAAGUUCGAAAAUGCUGUUACGUUCGGGAUCGUCGACCCUGAUUCGGAUGCGGCCGCUUAUAUUUUCCUGUCGAUCCUGCUGUUGGUCGCCACGAUUUACAUCAUCGUGUCGCUCAUGUUAAUUCACGGUGCUAGAACGAAACGGCGGUUCCUCCUGCUGCCUUGGGUGUUCUUCACGUUCCUGAACAUGGUCAUGGCUUUCUCCGGCGGGAUCCUCGUCCUCAUAAACUCGCACGGAUACGCGGCCAACAUCAUCGUCGGCUUCAUCGUCCUAGCCAUCAGUAUGACGUGGAUAUACUUCUCCUGCGUCGUCUUCAGCUUCUUCCAGGCUCUCCAGGACGGCGAAUACUGGUGAUGGCGUCAAGGGGCGGGGGAAGGGAGAGGCGAGGGAGGACCUUUGGAAUAGGGGGCCUUGUUGUUUUUUCUUCUUGUUCUUGUUUUCUCUUUUUGUUUUGGGUCUUGGUCUAUCUUUUUUUUUUUUUUUUUUUUUUUUUUUUUUUUUUUUUUUGGGGGGGGGGGGGGUUGUUUACUCUUCUUUUCUUCUUUUAUUUUGGGUCUUGUUUUCUCUCUUUUUCUUCUUUUAUUUCGGGUUCUGUUUUCUCUCUUUUUCUUUUUUUAUCAUUAUUAUUAUGAUGAGGAGGAUUAUUUUGAAUUCUGUGGAAUUAAAAUUCUCUCGAAUGUUUUAUUUUGAGUUUUUUUUUUCUCUCUCGUUCUUUUUCUGUUCGUCAAAGAGAUUAUUUUUCUUUUCUUUUCUUUUAAAUCUUUCUCUUCCAUUAUUUUUUUUUGCCUCUACAAGUGAAGAUACCGUGUAAGACUUUCAUUCAUUGACAUAAAGACAUCAAUUAAUGGAAUGCAUAGUUUUAUAGUCAGAUUCAUAUCCACCUUUGUUGAAUGUGUUGGAAAAAAAAAAUAUAUAUAUAUAUUAUCCACAGUUAUAUCGGGCGCGAGAGGAAGCGAAAGAAAAUGUUAUCUUUAAGAAUUUCGAAAUAUAUUGAUCUCUCGAAUGGUUAGUUAUAAGAUACAGCACAAAUUCUCUGUAGUUUGUUCGAGAUAUCACGUGGAGUCACAGUCCUAAUCAUGAUGGAUUUUUUGAUGCAUAAUUUUGCAAUGAACUGGUUUUAAGCAACAUGUGUAUUGGGGGAAAAAAGAUAAUUUGCAUUGUGCAGAAUCUUGGUUUAUUUGCCGAAACAAAAGCACUGAUGAAAUUGACUGUGUAUGUGCCAAAAUAUUGUCGUUGUAAAAUGAUAAACCAGUUUAUUGUUAAAAAACGAAUUGAAGAAAAAUAAAUCUCAUAUUAUUGUUGUGUAAUUUUAAAACGAUAAAAAAAUAUUCUGCAGGAAAAUGCAGUGGCCUUCUUUAUACAUACUAAAUAUUUUUUUACAAAUGCAGUUUAGCAACAAAUCUUCUCGAGCUUAAUUUACAAUCAGUUCAGUAAACAGCAUGAAGAUGUAUUUAAAAUAUAUCAUUUAUGAAUAUAGCUGAUAUUUCUGUCAUAUAAAGAGUGAUUAAUUGAUAUAAGAACAUUUUUUUUUUUUUUUUUUUUUCUUGUGGACCAGUCACUAACAUGGGACGAUUUUUGCGUGUUGAAAGAUUUAAAUAAUAUUAAUCCUAUCUUUUCAUUAAUAAGUCCAUGUCUGCUUGCGUGUUGUUAACAUUUUGUGUUUGUAAUAACGUCAUUAAUUCUGAUAUGAUUAUUAGAUCAGAGUGUAAUACUACGUAUACACAACCCGAUAAAAUACCAUCAAUUUCUUCAAUAAACAUCUAGUCUCAUAAAAGUAACUGAUCCACAAGGGGUUUCUAAGCAUCUAUAUGAUUUCGAUGCACUAAUAAUUCAGAAAUUUAUACAUAUAUAUAUAAUAUAUUUCUCAUACCUCAGUAUAUGUAAGCACGUCUUGUACAUCGUGUAUACUGAAGAGAAGCAUAGUCGUCAGUGGCUGCUAAACAGUGCCUGUUCCUGGUACUAAAUGUCUUCGUUAUAGAUUCAUUUUCGUCUCACCAGUGUCGUCAUGUCGGAUUUUUUUUUCUUUCUUUUUUUGUCUAACUCAUCUUAGUGGAAAUUUGUUUGUUUGUUUGUUUGUUACUGCAGCGUUAUUUAUUUCCGGGGGAAAAAAAUAUCAACCCAUUUCAUCACUAUAGACUUUUUUUUUUUUUUUUUACUUUCGUUUUUUUUUCUUUCUUUUGUUUUCGUUUUCUUUUCUUUUCUUUUUUUAGGUGAUUGAAGGUUUUUGUUGUGCAUUUCUUGAACGGGACCAGUUCUGGUUUCGACUCCAAGGGGUGUUCGUCCGGUUUCCAUUAGUUUCUGUGGGAUCACUGUACUGUAUUUACGCUUUAUUUCAUGAUAUUUUGCUGUUGAAGGAAGUAUAUAAUUAAUAGAUAUUUGACAUAUAUAUAUAUAUAUAUAUAUAUAUAUAUAUAUAUAUAUAUAUAUAUAUAUAUAUAUAUAUAUAUAUAUAUAUAUAUAUAUAUAUAUAUAUCGAAUUAUUUGUAUAUAUAUAGUAUGUAUGACAAGCUGACGGAAUUAAACAGUGCCGAUAUAUAUAAUAAACAAUGACUGUUUU